Molecule: messenger RNA, 1676 nt
Organism: Suncus etruscus (white-toothed pygmy shrew)
Lineage: Eukaryota; Metazoa; Chordata; Mammalia; Eulipotyphla; Soricidae
Gene: SMAD6
Product: SMAD family member 6
Exons: 4
Coding region: 104-1561 (485 amino acids)
Biological process (GO): transforming growth factor beta receptor signaling pathway; anatomical structure morphogenesis; BMP signaling pathway
Cellular component (GO): heteromeric SMAD protein complex
Molecular function (GO): transcription regulator inhibitor activity; I-SMAD binding
Source: RefSeq, a predicted model, not a curated record
GGCCCGCGCCGCGCUGAGGACGCGGACCCCCGGUAACCCGAGAGCGCGGCCUUGCCUUGCCCUGCCCUGUCCACCCCCGGCGCCCCAGGGCAUCAGCUGUCGUAUGUUCAGGUCCAAACGCUCGGGGCUGGUGCGGCGACUUUGGCGCAGUCGAGUGGUGCCCGACCGGGAGGAAGGCGGCGAGGAUGCGAGCUGGGGCGGCCGAGCGGAGCCCGGCGCGUGGGCGCGAGACGGAGGCUGCGGCCCCCUCGACGGCCGCCCGGUAGCCGCGCGUCGGCCCCGCGACGCGCCUGGACAGCGGGGCGCCGCGCGGCGCCGACGGGCGGGCGCCGGCCCCGCGAGGCCCGUUCCCGAGCCGGAGCCCCGCAGCGCCCCGCGGGACGUGGCCACCGAGCCGGGGCGCCCGGACCGGCUGCCCGAGAGCGACUGCGAGACGGUGACUUGCUGCGUCUUCGCCGAGCGCGACGCCGCCUGCAGCAGCGCCAGCGCCGCCGGUGACCCUCCGGCCGGGCCGGCCCCGGAGUCCGCGGCCCCCGCCGGGCGCAGCUCGCGCCUGCUGCUGCUGGAGCAGGAGCUCAAGACGGUCACGUACUCGCUGCUCAAGCGGCUCAAGGAGCGCGCCCUGGACACGCUGCUCGAGGCGGUGGAGUCCCGCGGCGGCGUGCCGGGCGGCUGCGUGCUGGUGCCGCGCGCCGACCUCCGCCUGGGCGGCCAGCCCGCGCCGCCGCAGCUGCUCCUCGGCCGCCUCUUCCGCUGGCCCGACCUGCAGCACGCCGUGGAGCUCAAGCCCCUGUGCGGCUGCCACAGCUUCGCCGCCGCCGCCGACGGCCCCACCGUGUGCUGCAACCCCUACCACUUCAGCCGGCUCUGCGGGCCAGAAUCCCCGCCACCCCCUUACUCGCGGCUGUCUCCCCGUGACGAGUACAAGCUACUGGAUCUAUCGGAUUCCACAUUGUCUUACACUGAAACAGAGGCCACCGGCUCCCUCGUCACAGCUCCGGGGGACUUCUCAGACGCCAGCAUGUCCCCGGACGCCACCAAGCCCAGCCACUGGUGCAGCGUGGCCUACUGGGAGCACCGGACGCGGGUGGGCCGCCUGUACGCGGUGUACGACCAGGCGGUCAGCAUCUUCUACGACCUACCUCAGGGCAGCGGCUUCUGCCUGGGCCAGCUCCACCUGGAGCAGCGCGGAGAGUCGGUGCGGCGGACGCGCAGCAAGAUCGGCUUCGGCAUCCUGCUCAGCAAGGAGCCCGACGGAGUGUGGGCCUACAAUCGCGCCGAGCACCCCAUCUUCGUCAACUCGCCCACGCUGGACGCACCUGCGGCAGGUGGCCGCGCGCUCGUGGUGCGCAAAGUGCCUCCCGGCUACUCCAUCAAAGUGUUCGACUUCGAGCGCUCCUGCCUGCUGCACCAUGCGCCCGAGCCCGACGCGGCCCGGGGCCCCUCCGACCCCAACAGCGUGCGCAUCAGCUUCGCCAAGGGCUGGGGGCCCAGCUACUCGAGGCAGUUCAUCACCUCCUGCCCCUGCUGGCUGGAAAUCCUCCUCAAUAACCACAGAUAGUGGCCUGGCCAGGGGGCCACCCACGGCUGGCCAUGCCAGGGCGGAGGCGCCGGAGCCCAGAGACUCAGCCCCGCCGACCACCCUUCGACCCCCAGAUAUCAUCUACCUAGAUUUA